UUUCAGCAAAUUCCCACUUACAAAAUGGACACACUAUUAUGGUACGCAAUUGCCGAACUCCUACUUUCUAUUCACAUUUCCUUCUCAAAUUUGCUUGUUUUAUGGGUUUAUGUCAGGUCAAAACAUGUUCGGACGGUUACAAAUACGUAUAUAUUCUCAUUAGCGCUCACGGAUUUUCUAGCAGGAGCUCUAGGCAUCCCGCUAACAGUUGUCUCCGUGAUGACUCGAAAACCACGCACAUUCUACGGGUGCCUCUUUGUGCAUUUAAUUUUGUGCAUUUUGUGCACAAUAUCCACAUUUCACAUGUUGGCAAUCGCCAUCGACAAGUAUGUGACAAUUUGUUGCCGGGAUCGAAUAUUUUCGUCGAGAAGAAAACGAGCCAUCUUCCUGCUGACAACAUCUUGGAUUUUAGGCCUUUUGGUUGCAAUUUUGCCACUUUUCAAUGUAUUUGGGUUUGCUGAAACGCAAUCUCUUUUUAUCGAAAAUGGAGAAAUGUGCCACUUCACAAUGGUCGUCGACUAUCGCUAUCUAGUCUACGUGAUCUUCUUCUCGACAAUCUUAGCGCCAACCGCUAUUAUAGUAUUACUGUACUCAAGUAUAUACAGUAGAAUCCGGACGGAAGAGAAGCAGGUCAAGUGCCUGCUGCGGCAAUCAGAGAGAGAACGUCGGAUGGCGGGAAGGCGGAAGUUGAUUCGAAUUUUAUUGAUUUUAGUUGUGUCCUAUGGGAUUUGUUGGUACCCCUUGUACAUUAUCAACACGAUUGACUACUUUUGGCCGGAAUUUUCAAUCAAUAGCCUCACUUUAUGGACCGUUAUCAUGUCACACAUGUCUUGCGCGCUGAAUCCGCUGAUCUACGCAUACGGUAUGCCGGGAUUCAAGAAGGCUCUCCGAGCAUUCUUCAACAUUCAAACUGAUAACAACACCUGUGCAAACUACUCGUGUUAUAUGAGAUCAACCGCAAACCAAAAGCAGCGGAGCAUCAGCGUGCGUGGCAUGCCAUACGAAACCUCGCUUGCCGCAAUUCGGAAAAUUUCCGCUCCAACUCCGACGAUGCUCGACAGACAUCGAUCCCGACGACGCCAGACGGUUGAUCAUAUUGAUUUGUGAUUCGAUUUAUACACUCUAAUCCCAAUAGUUCUUUCAUUUAUUUCGAUUUAUGUAGAUACUCAUUUUCUCGGCUUUUCUCAAUUUUUCUACCGGUCCGAAAUUUUGCAUCUCAAUUUUUUGUGUGAAACUGAUCUUAAUAAUUUAUAAUUUAUAACUCAACGCAUUCCAAAAUAAAUGUUCUAUAAGUAC
Molecule: messenger RNA, 1296 nt
Organism: Caenorhabditis elegans
Lineage: Eukaryota; Metazoa; Nematoda; Chromadorea; Rhabditida; Rhabditidae
Gene: ador-1
Product: G-protein coupled receptors family 1 profile domain-containing protein
Exons: 9
Coding region: 25-1107 (360 amino acids)
Biological process (GO): G protein-coupled adenosine receptor signaling pathway; signal transduction; G protein-coupled receptor signaling pathway
Cellular component (GO): plasma membrane; membrane
Molecular function (GO): G protein-coupled receptor activity; neuropeptide Y receptor activity
Source: RefSeq, marked reviewed